Messenger RNA from Doryrhamphus excisus (bluestripe pipefish), 3805 nucleotides. Lineage: Eukaryota; Metazoa; Chordata; Actinopteri; Syngnathiformes; Syngnathidae. The record is from RefSeq and is a predicted model, not a curated record.
UUUCCCUUUAAAUAAGUUCUACUCGUACAAGUUGAACAGUGACAAAUAUAAACGUGAUGUUCUUGAACGCAGCUUCUUCGUCAGAAACAAACAACCCAUACCAUAUCAACAUUUAAUAAUUACCAAAUGUAAUUAUUAAAUUAUUAAAUUAGAAGCUCAAAAUGUCCGAGUUAGUCACCUAACGCGACCUAAGUCCUGUCCAAAGACUUUUGUCCACAUGCUUUUCGAACCCAUGCAACAGCAUUAUCCUCCGCCUUCUGUCCGAAAAUAAGCUGCGGGGGCUUUUGAAAAAUAAAUCUCUUAUAAAUAUCUUAUAAGUGUCUUUCAGCUGAAUGCCAGGUUACAUCAGUGCUGUUUAUCCCAGCAUGCUUUGGGACAUUGGAGUGUUGUAAGCAGCAUCAGCAUCAGGCUCUCUCUCUCUCUCUCUCUCUACUUGACUUUAAUUGGCUUUCGUCAUCCUUAUGGACUGGAAAAAAAAACAAACAAGAUAACAAGCUCCCUCUUGAUUGGUUGGUGACUUUUGGUGGAGGGCAUCUCACACCAGGAUUGAGAUGAUGUCUUUUAAAGGAGGACGAAGAAGAAGAUCUGCCCCUGUACGCGCUUGAUAAGUUCUAGGAGGAAUCCUGCAGCAUCUCCCUCUCUUUUUCCUCUCCCUCUCUCCCUCGCUCUAUCCGCUCUCUUCAACUUCCAUGGCUUGAGUGGCCCAUUUGCAGUCCUGCAAAGGCAGCCGAAGAGGGAUCAUGUAAGGCAUUAAAAAAAACACGAUCCGAAAAGAAAGAAGAAGAAGAAAAAAAAGAGAGAGAGAGCAACUUUAGAGAUGUGGCUUUAUUUUGGGAAUUGGCCCGCUCAUCCCACCGGCUCGCCUUGUCGUCCUAUGCGAUCGACAACGAUACAAGAAGGAAUGCUUAUUGUGGCGUAAACUAUUCCAUCCGCCCGCCGAAUUGUGGAAUUGGAGCCCCCAGCGGUGGAGGAAGCUUGUGUGUCUCCCCCGGAAAGCCUUUUUGACGCCUGUAUGAAUGCUACAUCCAUUUGUCGGACACGCAGCCAGCUUGGAUCACCGAGAAGAGCGCGAAUGGGAAUGCUGCUCCAAGAUCUGAUGCCAUUCACUUUAAGUUGGUGGCCUUUUCUCUUCGCUCAUUGCCUUCUCUCGCUCUUUUUACUCUCAUGCCAGGGAGAACUCCAGAGGUCAUGCUCGCAGACCGCGGCAGAGAAAGUUAGCCAACAGUGCCAGCUGGCGUGCCACUGUCGAAGAUACCCUCCCCUGCCCCCGCCGCCACCUCCGCCACCUCCCCCGCGGCUACUGGGCGCCACAGUGGCAGAACCCAUGGUGCCCUUAGUGAGACCCUGGUGGACGGACAUGGACUUUAUAGUGCUGGGAACAGUAGGCUGUGCCUCAGCCGUUUUCCUACUCUCAGCUAUCAUCAUCUGCUACAAGGCCAUCAAGAGGAAACCACUGCGUAAAGAACAGAACGGGACAAGUCGCGGGGAAUACGCCAUGAGCAUCCGCACCAAGAAGACCAUGGGAACAAACAACACUGUGGUAUAAACUUUUAAAGACUCCAGCUCGGAGCAGGAAGUGACAGCGGUCAUCAUUUUUCACCCUUCUUUCCUUCCGUCAACGAGCAAACCUCUUCUCACCCACAAUGCAACACAGGCUGUGAAAGCGCUGAAGACAAGAUGGAAGCAAACGCCACAAAGGCGAAGAAGAACUGCGCCCAUAUCCGUGUGUGCGGUGUUGAAAAAAAAAAGCGUCCCAGCAGGGUGAACAAGUGUUGCUGACAGGCUGCGACCGGAGGCCACGCCAUCCAGACCUCAUGCUCUCAUCACAGCAGAGCACCCCCCCCCCCCGCCCCCCCAAAACAUUCCCAUUUUACCACACACAAUAAACAACGUGCAUGCACUUUUUUACAGAGAAUGCAAUUUUUUUUUUUUUUAAUAUCUUCCAUUUUUGUUACUGCAUUUUGGAGACUUGCAGGGGCAUGACGUGACUGUCACUCCUGGCUCUGAGGUGUGCAUUCAUAUGACUAUGCAAUUUAAAGAAAUCGAUAUUUUCCACAAAACGAAAAAGACAAAAAGAGGUGACGACUUCAAACAAGUUUUCAUUGUGUCAUACUCCAGUCAUUCGUCUAUUUAUUUUCUCUAUUUAUUUUUAUACUUCAAAAAGGAUCGUGUACAGUCCUCAAGUUUGAUUUGUUGAUGUUUUUUUUUUUUUUUCCCAAGUGAAUUAUUUAUAAGCGACAUAAUUACUUUGCUGUGCGUCUAGUCGAGACACUGAUGCAGAAAAUGUGCUUGCUCAGCAAAGAGUUUUGGCAUCAAGUUGUCUGUGUGUGUGUGUGUUUGAUAUGAUUUUAUGUUUUGUUAAAUGUCAGGGUCUCUGUGGCGUGCUGAGGUGAAUGUGAGUUAUUUCCGUACUGCAGCACACGCUCAAAAGUCAUCUCAGUCCAAGUUCUCCCUUACAAGCACAGUGGAAGCUCUAAAAGUUGAACGCUUUGUUGUUGAUAAAGAUUUAUGAUGGCGAUAGUUUGACCCUGGAACUGAUUCAUUCACUUUAUUAUUAUUAUUUCCUAGGGGGAAACUCUGUGCUAUCAUAAAUCUGUAUUAACUGUAUAGUCCAGGGACAGCUAUUUUCAGCAUGUUUUUUAUUAAUUUAAUUUGCAAAAACAAAGGAGGCUCCUGUGGAUCAUGCCAAAACAACCAUCAGCAGUGAUGGGAAUAAAGGCGUUUAAAAUAACUAAUUUUACUAACGCCGUUACUUUUUUCAGUAACGGGUAAUCUAACUAAUUACUUUUACUGUCAACAUAACGCCGUUACCGUUUUUCGACACCCCGUUACUGCACGUUACUGAAGCCGCCUCAAAAUAUAUCACCGACUUCAUAACUAAGAGUCUUGCAGAGUGACAAGGCAGGAAGUGCGAAAACCACAUAAGCAAAGAGGAUUGGCUCAGAUUUUACUAAAAUUGCGUCUUCAGCCAAUCAGAGAACUUGAGUGGGCGGGUGUUUUGAGCUCAUAAGCAAUGACGAUUAGCUAAAGUUUCGUAAAAGUGCGUCUUCAGCCAAUCACAGAACUUAAGUGGGUGGGUGUUUAGAGCUCAUAAGCAAUGACGAUUAGCUAAAAUUUAGUAAAAUUGCGUCUUCGGCCAAUCACAGAACUUAAGUGGGCGGGUGUUUAGAACACAUAAGCAAUGAGGAUUGAGUAAGGUUUAGUAAAAUUGCGUUUUCAGCCAAUCAGAGAACUUGGGUGGGCGGGUGUUUCGAGCAAGUCCAAAAGUGCGAUCUAGCAUAGCGAGAGAUGAGAGAGGAGGACACUAGUGACAAGACAACGUUUGCCAAAUGGAAGUACGGAGACUACUUUAACCUCGUUGACGUCAAAGGUCUGGAGCCGGGCCCCUCCCCUGGGGAGUGGAGUGGAGCGGAGUGGAGUGGAGGGCAAAGUCUGUCUCGCAUGCUGCAUCUUUAAUGAGCCACCAUCAGCAGACCUUUUUCCGGCGAGCAACCUCAGAGGAAGUGAAGAAGCAGGAGUUUGCUGAGGAUGACAGGACGAUCCCUCACAACCGUAUCGAACUGGAAAUCCAGGCAGAGGCACAAACCCUGGGGCUGGCCUCUUGAUGGUGUCCAGGAGAAGUCUAGCUCGCGUUGCCACGGCCGGGUUGACGUCCUCCACCGAAGCCAGGAAACAGCAGAAAGCGUGCGCCAGGGAGUACUUCAGCAGGUGGUUUUUGGUCACCGCACCAAUAUCCAAGAAGCGACACAACACUGCCACUUUCUCCACUGUGGGAUUUAAUCACAUUGUAAUUAAAUAAACAUAA